ACGAACAAAAAAGAUCCAAUAGAAAAAAUAUUCAGUACAAUGAAUCGGAAUCCUCAGGUAUGCAGUGCGCGUGUAGGCCAAGAGGUUCUCCUAGAUGCGGAAGAAUCAGAGUUGGUUCGUUGUCGGGACACAGCUGUUUGCCCAUACGUGGAAAACUCCGAGUUGGCUCGCGAUAAGACCCCGGAGAGCCCCCUGGAAAUAUCUCCACACUCGAACAAUCCAGAGAUUUCCGAGAAGCUUCAGAACUCAAUGUCGGGAUCCGGAAAGAGCACAGCCAAUGGCCCAGACGAGGACGACUCACAGCUGGUUUGCAAUUCACAGCUGGGGUCGGAUGAGGACCUAAGCAUUGGCCCAUCCGAGGACGACGAAGACGACGCCGACGACGCCGGCGACGCCGACGACGAGGAUGACGACGAGGACGACUACCAGUCGGGCGUACAGAUCAUAGAGAUCCUUAAGACUCCCAGGGGAGUCGUAAAAGUGACCCGCGUUAGAUCUGAGAUCAAUAUGCGAAAGAAGCGUUGGGAGGACAAACUGAACGCCUACAAGGGACUGGUGGAACGCAACCACGAGCUGCACGCGAUCUACGAGGAGAACCGACUAGCAGUAGCCGCAGGGCUGGCUGAGGUUACCAGAGAAAUGGACGAGUUGGGCUGCUGGCCCGAAGAUGUCCCGGAGGGUCCAGGGGACGGCGCGGUUGGGAACGAAAUGGCACUGGUCGAGGCAGAUGAAAAGCUGAAAUCAUUCCGAGAUAUGUGCACUAUUUGUUGAGCCAUGAGCUCACUCUAUAUCCUCCCGGGGUGUUUAUAUAUUUGUUAAUGUUGCAUUGAGCUUAAGACACACACACAAGACACUCCUUUAGGACAGCAAUAAACUCAUGCAAAACAAA
Molecule: messenger RNA, 889 nt
Organism: Drosophila persimilis
Lineage: Eukaryota; Metazoa; Arthropoda; Insecta; Diptera; Drosophilidae
Product: DNA topoisomerase 1
Exons: 3
Coding region: 40-771 (243 amino acids)
Source: RefSeq, a predicted model, not a curated record